CGCCGUCAGUUUACUUCCCAAAACCCUCACUAUAAAACCCUAAAUUCCUCUUAGGGUUUUCAUUUCUCUCUCUAUUCCCGCCUCCUUUGUUCUGUGAAAGAGAGAAAACUAUGUCGCAAUCUUUGGAAUUGUUGUUAAUUCAAUUCUUGAUGCCGGAUAAUGAUGCCCGCCGGCAAGCCGAGGAUCAAAUAAAGAGGUUGGCGAAGGAUCCACAGGUCGUUCCGGCCCUGGUUCAACAUCUCCGCACUGCAAAGACGCCAAACGUGCGGCAGCUUGCGGCGGUGCUUCUUCGGAAGAAGAUCACUGGACAUUGGGCUAAGCUCAAUCCGCAGCUUCGUCAAUUGGUUAAGGAAUCGCUCAUUCAGAGCAUCACAAUAGAACCCAGUCCACCUGUGCGGCGAGCUAGUGCAAAUGUAGUCAGCAUCAUUGCUAAGUAUGCAGUCCCAGCUGGAGAAUGGCCAGAUCUAUUACCAUUUCUGUUUCAAUGCAGCCAAAGUGCACAAGAAGACCACAGAGAAGUGGCUUUGAUACUCUUCAGUUCUCUAACUGAGACAAUUGGGAAUUCAUUUCGACCACAUUUUGGAGACUUGCAGGCUCUUUUGCUCAAAUGCCUUCAGGAUGAGACCAGCAAUCGUGUCAGAGUUGCAGCUCUCAAGGCUGUCGGAUCUUUCAUUGAAUUCACUCACGAUGAGAAUGAAGUGAUCAAGUUCCGAGAGUUUAUUCCUAGCAUUUUGAAUGUAUCAAGACAGUGUCUUGCUGCCGGUGAGGAAGAUGUGGCAGUAAUAGCUUUUGAAAUAUUUGAUGAACUUAUUGAAUCUCCAGCACCACUUCUGGGUGAAUCAGUGAAAACCAUUGUUCAAUUCUCCCUUGAAGUAUCUUCAAGUCAAAAUUUGGAGACCAGCACUCGCCAUCAGGCUAUUCAAAUUGUUUCAUGGCUUGCUAAGUACAAAUAUAAUUCCCUAAAAAAACACAAGCUUGUCAUCCCGAUCCUGCAAGUUAUGUGUCCAUUACUUGCUGAAUCCAAGGAUGAUGAUGAUGAUCUAGCACCAGAUCGAGCUGCUGCUGAAGUUAUUGAUACCAUUGCUCUCAAUAUUCCUAAGCAUGUGUUUCUACCUGUUCUAGAAUUUGCCUCUCUGAGCAGUCAGAAUGCAAAUCCAAAAUUUCGUGAAGCUGCAGUUACAGCUUUAGGUGUCAUUUCAGAGGGAUGUUCAGAGCCAAUGAAGCAGAAGCUGGAACCUGUUCUACAUAUUGUCCUGGGGGCUCUAAGAGAUACCGAACAGCUGGUGAGAGGAGCUGCAUCAUUUGCAUUGGGUCAAUUUGCUGAGCAUUUGCAGCCUGAAAUUAUAUCUCACUAUGAGAGUGUUCUUCCUUGUAUUCUGCAUGCCUUAGAUGAUUCAUCAGAUGAAGUAAAGGAAAAGUCAUAUUAUGCACUGGCUGCCUUUUGUGAGGACAUGGGCGAAGAGAUCCUCCCCUUUAUUGAUCCUUUGAUGGGGAAGUUACUUGGAGCACUGCAAAGUAAUCCGCGUAAUUUGCAAGAGACAUGCAUGUCUGCAAUUGGUUCAGUUGCUUCUGCAGCGGAGCAGGCAUUUAUCCCUUACGCCGAACGAGUAUUGGAGUUGAUGAAAAUGUUCAUGGUGCUCACAAAUGAUGAAGACCUUCGUUCAAGAGCAAGAGCAACUGAGCUGCUUGGCAUAGUUGCAAUGUGCGUAGGAAGAGCGCGAAUGGAACCAAUUUUACCCCCUUUCAUUGAAGCUGCAAUUUCUGGAUUUGGCUUGGACUUUAGUGAGCUUAGAGAGUACACACAUGGCUUCUUUAGCAAUAUGGCUGAGAUUAUGGGAGAUGGUUUUGUGCAGUAUCUUCCACAUGUUGUGCCCCUGGCAUUUUCUUCCUGCAACCUUGAUGAUGGAUCUGCCGUGGAUAUUGAUGAUUCUGAUGAUGAUGGGAAUACUGGCGGAUUUAGUGGAGUUUCAUCAGAUGAUGAAGCUCAUGAUGAACCAAGAGUUAGAAAUAUUAGUAUUAGAACUGGAGUGUUGGAUGAGAAAGCUGCAGCAACUCAGGCUCUGGGCUUCUUUGCUUUGCACACGAAGGGUUCCUUUGCACCCUACUUGGAGGAGUCGCUGAGGAUUUUGGUGAAACACUCGAGCUACUUUCAUGAGGAUGUUAGGCUUCAGGCAAUUACUGGAUUAAAACAUAUGCUGACAGCUGCAAAAGCAGUCUUCCAAAAUCAGAAUGAUGGGCCGACAAAAGCGAGGGAAAUUCUUGAUACAGUGAUGGGUAUCUAUAUUAAGACAAUGACUGAGGAUGAUGACAAAGAAGUUGUUGCUCAAGCUUGUAUGGGCAUUGCUGACAUCAUGCAAGAUAUUGGAUUUGUUGCCAUUGAGCCAUAUGUUCCUCAGCUUGUCGAGAGUACCCUGGUAUUACUGAGGGAAGAAUCAGCUUGUCAGAUAACAGAGUCGGAUGAUGAAAUUGAAGACGAUGACACUGAACAUGACGAAGUACUUAUGGAUGCAGUUUCUGACAUCCUUCCUGCUUUUGCAAAGGCCAUGGGUCCUCAUUUUGCCCCCCUAUUCGAGAAGAUGUUUCAACCUUUAAUGAAGUUUGCGAAAGCAUCCAGGCCACCACAAGAUCGUACAAUGGUGGUUGCAUGUCUUGCCGAAAUUGCUCAGCAUAUGGGCUCUCCAAUUGCAGCAUAUAUUGAUGCUGUUACACCCUUGGCCCUUAAAGAACUGGCAUCAUCGGCUGCAACUAAUAGGAGGAAUGCUGCAUUCUGUGUUGGAGAACUUUGCAAAAACGGUGGUGAUUCUGUCUUGAAAUAUUAUAAUGAUAUACUGCGGUUACUCUUUCCACUGUUUGGACAAUCUGAAACGGAUGAUGCUGUAAGAGAUAAUGCAGCAGGUGCAGUGGCAAGAAUGAUUAUGGUGCAUCCCGAGUCUGUUCCAUUGAAUCAGGUUCUUCCUGUUUUCUUGAAUGUUCUUCCAUUAAAAGAAGACAAGGAGGAGUCUGUUGCCGUGUAUAGUUGUGUAUUGAAUCUUGUGCUGUCAUCAGCCCAACAGAUCCUCCCCUUGGUUCCGGAUUUGGUCAAUAUUUUUGCUCAAGUUGCACUAUCACCUGAUGAAACUGCGGAAGUGAAGGGCCUUAUAAGCAGGGCUUUAUCCCAUCUUAUAUCUAUUUACGGCCAACAAAUGCAGCCCAUUUUAAGCAAUCUCCCUCCUGCACAUGCUAACGCCUUGGCUUCAAUCGCUCCAAACAGUUGACCUAGUUCUAUAGUCUUUUCUCGAGAAUGAAUAUCUUUGUUUUUUAUGGACCAUUAUAAUCUCUGGCUGAGAAUUAAAACCAGGUUCAAUUUUAUCGUAUUGGUGGUGGCGGCGGUUACAGUCUCCAUUUUUCCUCAUCGGAGAUGUCGCGUUCUUUUGUGGGUGUGUUGGAAUUUGAAGCAUUUUUAUAUUCUUUAAUAUUUUUAAUCAGUAUUAGUAGUGUUUUUUGGCUGCUCUGGUGUUUGAUUCUUUAUUUCUUACUAUUUAUUUGAGUUUGUUUUUGCCGGCUUUUGGGUGCAUUAUUUAAGAAUAUAUAUGUGUAUAGCAUUUCUACACUUCUACAAAACUUAAAGUUGAUAAAUUAUUAUUGUGAGCA
Messenger RNA from Impatiens glandulifera, 3630 nucleotides. Its product is annotated as importin-4. Bases 111 to 3254 code for a protein of 1047 amino acids. The record is from RefSeq and is a predicted model, not a curated record. NCBI's taxonomy places the organism in Eukaryota, Viridiplantae, Streptophyta, Magnoliopsida, Ericales, Balsaminaceae. Gene Ontology annotation, molecular function: small GTPase binding; nuclear import signal receptor activity. Gene Ontology annotation, biological process: protein import into nucleus. The transcript is spliced from 21 exons. Gene Ontology annotation, cellular component: nucleus; cytoplasm.